Molecule: messenger RNA, 4051 nt
Organism: Selaginella moellendorffii
Lineage: Eukaryota; Viridiplantae; Streptophyta; Lycopodiopsida; Selaginellales; Selaginellaceae
Product: NPC intracellular cholesterol transporter 1
Exons: 34
Coding region: 42-3974 (1310 amino acids)
Cellular component (GO): membrane
Molecular function (GO): lipid carrier activity
Source: RefSeq, a predicted model, not a curated record
GCUUAUUUAUACUCGCUUUGCGCACGCGAGGGAGGAGGGUUAUGGCGAUUGGAUGGCGCUGCGCCGUCGCGCUCGCGCUGCUACUGGCGCUGGAGGGUUUGGGGCGAUUUCCAGCGGCUUUGGCAGAGAUUGAGAGUGUAAAUGAUCGUCUAGAGACGAGAUUGGCUAAGCAUGCGAAAAAUCACUGCGCAAUGUAUGAUGUUUGUGGACAACGAGAGGAUGGAAAGGCGUUGAACUGUCCGAUUUCGGUGCCUGCGGUCACGCCGAGUUCUUCGUUCUCUCACAAAGUCCAGAGCCUUUGCCCGACUAUUACUGGAGAUGUCUGUUGUACUGAGCAGCAGUUUGAUAUUCUCCGGAGCCAAGUUCAGCAGGCUGUUCCUUUUUUGACUGGAUGCCCUGCGUGCUUGAGGAACUUUCUUAAUCUUUUUUGUGAGCUCUCUUGCUCUCCCGACCAGAGCCUGUUUAUUAACGUGACUUCUACGGUCCAGGUUCGUUUCGUUUCUAUUUGUCUUUUGCCAACGAACAGUUUGCAGCAAAACUCUACCACGUCUACUGUAGACGGCAUUGAGUUUUUCCUUUCCGAGGAGUUUGGAGUAAAUCUCUUUAACUCCUGCAAAGAUGUUCAAUUUGGAGCUCUUAAUACUCGAGCAAUGGACUUUGUGGGUGGCGGAGCGAAAACAUACAAAGAGUGGCUUGCAUUUAUUGGCCGGCAGGCUGAUUUAUAUGAACCUGGAUCACCUUAUUACAUCAAGUUCCACACGUCAGCUAACGAGUCCUCGCCAAUGUCACUCCUCAACACGAAAAUGUUUCCAUGCUGGGAUGCGUCACUCUCUUGUUCGUGUGGCGACUGCCCGGGGGCCAAGGAAUGUACAGAAUCCUCUUUACCACCAUCUCCUCAGAAGAACGCUUGUAGUGUCGAAAUUGGCGGGACAAAGAUUCUAUGUAUAGACCUGGGGCUUGGAAUCUUAUACCUUCUGUUAUUAGUGGGAAUUGUGGCUUGGCUAUGGGUUACUACUCGUCGUUACGAAGAACCUUCUGACGCAGAGAUUAGAGAGGAACUUUUGCAAUCAGAAGAGACGAAUGGGGUGGAAAUUACCCCGGUUGAGGGACUGGAAAAGGACGAAACAUCCACACCUGAAUCUCAUGAACCUGUUCUGGAAAAGUUUUUGUCGAGAUGGUUCAGGUCGCAGGGAACGUGGAUCGCUAGACACCCUGGUGUGGUUCUGCUUCUGUCGAUACUCGUGACCAUAAUUCUGUGCAUUGGGCUUGUCAAAAUGAAUGUUGAAACGAACCCUGAAAACCUCUGGGUUAGUCCCGGGAGCGCAGCAGCGACAGAAAAAAAGUUUUUUGAUACGGAGCUUACUCCUUUCUAUAGAAUUGAACAGCUGAUCUUGGCAACCCUUCCGGAUGAAAACGGAGUGUCUCCUCCUAUUUUGACAGAUGACAACCUUAAGCUUAUGUUUGAAAUCCAAAAUAAGGUUGACGAUUUGAGAGGAAACCUUUCUGGAAGAACGGUUUCUCUCCAAGAUAUUUGCAUGAAACCUUUCGGAACAGUUUGUGCUACGCAAAGUGUUCUGCAGUAUUAUAAGAUGGACCGCCAAAAAUUUGACGACGAUGAGGGAGCGAGCCAUGCGGCAUUUUGCUUUGAUCAUUACUCGUCCUCGGAAAAUUGUCUCAGUGCAUACCAGUCGCCUGUGGAUCCUAGUACAGCCGUUGGUGGUUUCGAAGGCACAAAUUAUACUCAGGCUACUGCGUUUGUUGUAACAUAUCCCGUCAACAAUGCUGUGAGCAGCACCGAAGGUGCAAAUGAUGCUGCUAUUGCCUGGGAGAAGGCUUUUGUGCGUUUGGCAAAGAAAGAGCUUCAGCAAUUGGCAAGUUCACACAACUUGACUCUCGCAUUUUCGUCUGAGAGCUCUGUACAGUCCGAGCUAGAGAGAGAAAGUUAUGCGGAUGUUGUAACGAUUCUUGUGAGCUAUCUGGUUAUGUUCUUGUAUAUAUCCUUCACUUUGGGAGAUUCAUUACCAGAAGUUGCUCCGUUUUAUGUCACGUCCAAGGUUGGUUUCGCGAAACUUCGACUCCAAAUUAACAUUGAGUUGCAGGUGUUUCUUGGUUUAGGAGGGGUUAUCAUUGUUGCACUCUCAGUUCUAGGAUCUGUUGGUUUUUUCAGUGCUGUUGGUGUUAAAUCCACGCUUAUCAUUGCUGAAGUCAUUCCAUUUCUUGUCCUUGCGGUGGGAGUCGACAACAUGUGUAUUCUAGUGCAUGCGCUUAAACGCCAGGAACCUGAACUUCCUCUCGACCUUCGAGUUGGAAAUGCUCUUGCCGAAGUAGGUCCAUCUAUCACACUCGCAAGCCUUGCAGAGUUCUUAGCUUUCGCUAUUGGAUCGUUCACGCCCAUGCCUGCCUGCCGUGUGUUUUCUAUGUUCGCGGCUUUUGCGAUACUCUUAGAUUUUCUACUUCAGAUUACGGCUUUUGUUUCUCUUCUUACUUACGACUUUACGAGAACUGAAGCGAACCGCGUAGAUUGUUUGCCUUGUAUCAAAGCCCGACAGCGUGACUACAAUGCAGGAUACCCGAACCGUGAAGGACUCAGAGGGGAAGGAGGAGCUGGUCUAGUUUCUGUUUAUAUGCAGAAAGUGCACGCACCGCUCCUUCUCAAGCCUGCUGUGAAGGCCGUUGUCCUGGCAGCUUUUUCUGCUCUACUUCUAGUGAGCAUCGCACUUGCUGUAAGGCUUCCGGCUGGUCUGAACCAACAAAUUGUCCUUCCUCGGGAUUCUUACUUACAGGGUUAUUUCAAUAACGUGACAAGUCAUUUAAGAAUAGGACCUCCUCUCUAUUUUGUGGUUCAAGACUAUAACUACAGCGCACGAAGUAAUCAGACCAACAAAUUGUGCUCUAUCAGUCACUGCCAUCCAGACUCACUGCUUAACGAGGUCUCGAGGGCCGCCCUUACGCCUCAGACAAGCUUCAUAGCUAGACCGGCGGCUUCAUGGCUAGAUGAUUUUCUCGUUUGGCUGUCUCCGGAUGCCUUUGGAUGUUGUCGUACUUUCCCUGACGGCAGUUACUGCCCUCCUGAUGAUCAGCCCCCUUGUUGUCCCGAAUGGGAGGACUACUGCGGUUUGAGUGAGACUUGCAAGGACUGCACUACGUGCUUCCUCCAGUCUGAUUUGAUCGACGGGCGUCCUACCACUGAGCAGUUUAGAAAGAAACUACCAUGGUUCUUGGACGCGUUGCCGUCUGCCGAUUGUUCGAAAGGAGGUCGAGGCGCAUACUCCAACAGCCUCAACUUGAGUGGUUACAAGAAUGGAACUAUUAGAGCAUUUGAGUUCCGCACCUAUCAUACAGCUCUCAACAAACAAACUGACUAUAUUGAUGCGUUGAGAGCUGUGAAGGACUUCACCGCUCGCGUGUCCAAGUCACUAAACAUAUCAGUUUUUCCAUAUUCAGUUUUCUAUAUUUUCUUCGAGCAGUACUUAGACAUAUGGAAGAACACACUGAUCAGCCUCGUGCUCGCAGUUGCUGCCGUAUUCCUCGUCUGUCUAGUUGUGACCACCAGCCUAGCUACGGCAGGAAUCAUCCUUCUCGUCAUUUUAAUGAUAGUCAUCAACUUACUCGGGCUCAUGUCAAUCUGGACCAUUCAGCUGAAUGCUGUUUCGGUCGUCAAUCUCAUCAUGUCCGUGGGGAUUGCCGUGGAGUUCUGCGUUCACAUCACGCACGCAUUCUCGGUUAGCACAGGCGAUCGAUCAAUGCGAGCAACAAAAGCUCUGACAACAAUGGGAGCCUCCGUGUUCAGUGGGAUCACCUUAACCAAACUCGUCGGAGUCGUGGUUCUCGUCUUUGCUCGCUCGGAGAUCUUUGUGGUCUACUACUUUCGAAUGUAUUUCGGCUUGGUGGUUUUGGGAUUUCUCCACGGCCUCGUCUUUCUUCCAGUUCUCUUAAGCAUUUGCGGUCCGCAAUCAGUAAGCGUUAUGGAUUGAUCAAAGCAAAGAAAACGAGCUUUUGUACAUUUGAUAGAAUUCACUAAGUUAGAAUAAACGAGUGAAAAAGUCCGUUA